AAAAGAGAAACAGAAAAUGAUUUUUUAUUAUAAUGCUGUCUUUAUUUAAGGUAUCUCACUCGUCACGUCUUGCUUUUUUGCGCAAAUCAUUUCAUUAUUCAAUAAAUUAUAUUAAAUCAGCACAGAGAGCCUAUCUUAACAUUACUACAAAACUCUUUCAAAAGCAUUUUACAAAAAUUAUGUGAACAACACAAAAUAUAAAAAUUAUUUCAUUUUCAUCAAACUGAAAAUACAUCACUGCUCGGUAUAUAUCGGAUUUUUAAAAGAUAAUUUAAACUACUGGGCUACCGUAGUCCCGUAGAUACGUGUAGUUCACCUAGGCGCUUCGCUGUUAAAUUACCUAUCAUGGCGUCCUCAGAGCCCCGUGAUUUAGAACAGGUUGUUAGAGAUGGACUAAGUACACUUGUAUUCGGCUUUGGAUACAGGGUGGGUAUAGUGGACGGCUUCAUUAAAAUUAAGCAACCGUGUACAGCAGAGGAACUAGCUCAGAAAGUAGGCAUGAAAAGAAGGUACAUAGAAGAAUGGCUGAGCUGUCUGGCGGCCGCAGGAAUUGUCCGAGUUCAUGACGGUGACAGGUUUUCUCUGCCCUACGACGAAGCUAAGUUGAGGUUGCAAGGACACGUUGCUGGCGUCCUUCCAACAUUAAGUGAAUCAAUGCCAUUACUGGAACAAGUCAUUCGUACUGACGGACCAAGAGGCUACAAGUAUACAGAACCAUUCCUAAAAUUUGUGGAGGGAUUCUCAACACCAGCAUCUAUUGAAAAUUGGGUGAAAGCCUCUCUUGUGCCAGUCUUACAACUGAAAGAAGGGGACCAGUUCACGCUAUUAGAUCUAGGCUGUGGGUACGGUAAUCAUGCUAGACGAGUGGCCCAAGUUUAUCCAAAAAGUUCAGUGUAUGGGGUUGAUAUGGACAAAAUUUCCAUAGAUAGAGCAAACGAAGGAACGCAAAAGGACGGUCUCAAAAAUGUCCAAUUUCUUUGUAACGUGGGCGGAAAUCUUCCAUCUGAUUGGACGGAAAAAUUUGAUUUUGUCAUCAUUAACCAAGUUCUCCAUGACGCACCUGGCGUUGACGCCAUCUUGAAGGAAGUCAAGCGUGUCAUGAAAUCAGAUGGAUUCGGGGCCGCUUAUGACCCACCCGUGUCAUCUUAUCCCAAAAACCAGGUCAACGAUAAAUGGGCCCAACAGGCCCUGCCGUUCAGCUUUUUCUCUUGCCUUCCCAUGAGCCUUUCGGAUCCUACCGAAACAGGCGACGGACUUGGGGUUGGGUGGGGGUACGAAAACCGCAAGACAAAAAUAGAACAACAUGGCUUCCAUGUCGUCCCGUGCGGCGAUAUUGACAUCAACACGGUUCAAGAUAGAAUAGUCUUUAAAAAAUAAUGUCAUAUAAC
Messenger RNA from Magallana angulata, 1388 nucleotides. Its product is annotated as S-adenosylmethionine-dependent methyltransferase Rv2258c-like. NCBI's taxonomy places the organism in Eukaryota, Metazoa, Mollusca, Bivalvia, Ostreida, Ostreidae. The transcript is spliced from 4 exons. The coding region runs from base 346 to 1377 and encodes 343 amino acids. The record is from RefSeq and is a predicted model, not a curated record.